AUGGACGUGAACCUUAAAACCCUCCCGGGGCUCAUUAAAAAGCAGUUCACCAAUCGUGAGGAGCGGGCUCCAAAGGAAGAGCUGGACAUGGAGGGUUUUGACCGAGGGGCAUGGAAUGCCGACACGAAUGAUUUUCAAUUCAUUUGGUUUGGGCAUUCCGUGGGGCUUAUGAAAAUGAAUGGGAAGAACCUGCUGAUUGACCCCAUGUUUGGCGAUGAUACUUCACCGGUAGGACCGUUCCGGACUAAACGCUAUACGGACAGUACUUUACAGAUCAUAGAUCAACUCCCGGCAAUUGAUGCCAUAUGUAUUACCCAUGACCAUUAUGAUCAUCUGGACUAUAGCAGUUUUCAAAAGCUACACGGCAAAGUAAGACAUUAUUACGUGCCAUUAGGGGUGAAACGGCAUUUACUGCGGUGGGGUGUGCCGGAUGAGAAAAUUACUGAAAUGGAUUGGUGGGACACGGUUCGCCUGGAUGACAUUGAAAUGACCUUUGUGCCCUCCCGUCAUUUUUCCGGACGAGGCCUGUUUGACCGGGCCAAAAGCCUUUGGGGAGGCUGGGCAUUUAUCAGUGAUAAGCAUAGAGUGUAUUGGAGCGGUGAUGGCGGUUACGAUACCCAUUUUAAGGAGAUCGGUGAAAAGUUGGGCCCUUUUGACUGGGCCUUUGUGGAAUGCGGACAGUAUAAUAAACUGUGGCAUCACAUCCACAUGUAUCCUGAGGAAUCGGUACAAGCCUCUAUUGACGUAAAAGCCAAAGUGAGCAUUCCCAUCCAUUGGGGUGCCUUUACCCUGGCGCUGCACAAUUGGAAAGACCCGGUGCAACGUUUUUCAGAAGAAGCUGCGCAAAGGGGAGUGUCCAUUACCAUGCCGGAACUGGGUGAGGUAGUACGCUUUAAAUCUACGGAUAGUGAUGAUUUCUGGUGGGAACGGCAAUACUAUGGAGAUUCUGAUGCAGUGAUCCACCAGAAAAUACGGGAAGCCUUAAGUAAGGGCUUGCGUCCUGUUUUUUGUGUGGGCGAGCAAUUGAGCGAGCGCCAGAGCGGUAACCAGGAGCAGGUAGUACAUGUGCAACUGGAAAACGGGCUGGAAGGCAUUCCGGCUUCCGAUAUGGAAAAGAUUAUCAUUGCCUAUGAACCCGUUUGGGCCAUUGGCACCGGAGAAACAGCCAGCCCUGAACAAGCCGAAGAAAUGCACGCCAGUAUUCGCACCCGCAUAGCUUCCCUGUACGGUAAAGAGCUGGCCGCAAACACCGCCAUUCUUUACGGUGGCUCUGUAAAGCCGGAUAAUGCCAAAGAAAUUUUUGGCAAACCCAACGUCAACGGGGGUCUUAUUGGCGGAGACUUUAAGCCGGAUGAUUUGAAAGAACUCCACAUCUUCAACAGCGGUGAGUUUGCCAUCAGUUAUGAAACAGACCGCCUGGAAAAUAAAAACUGGAACGAAGAAUGGGAGACCUUUUACGAACCUAUUGACAUUGACGGGCAGGUGUAUAUCUAUGCACCAUUUCAUCAAAAACCAGAGGGUUACCCCUAUUUGAUCGAGAUCAUGCCCAAGAUGUCAUUCGGUACCGGGCAUCAUCAAACCACUCGGUUGAUGUCGCGGUUAAUGCUUAGCAUGAACCUGGAGGGUAAAUCCGUGCUGGACAUGGGCACCGGUACCGGUAUACUCGCCAUUUUAGCGUCUAUGCGGGGUGCUGAAAAAGUGCUGGCUAUUGAUAAUUUUGAGUGGGCGGUGGAAAAUACCAGCGAGAAUGCGGAGCGGAAUAACUGUUCCAAUAUUAGCGCAAAACACGGAGAUGCCGAAUUGCUGAAAGGUCUGCACUUUGAAACCGUAUUGGCCAAUAUUAACCGCAACGUAUUGGUAGAAGACAUGAAAAUCUACAUUGACACGUUACCCAUGGGGGGAGAACUGGCUCUCAGUGGUUUUUUUAAAGAUGAUUUUCAUGUGUUGGAUGAUGAGGCAACCGCAUACGGUAUGGAACUUGUCAAUAAAGUACAGGAAGACCGGUGGUUAGUCCGGGAAUUCCUUAAAGAUUCAGAUGCCGAUAAAGAUGAGGAACUGGAACCCCUUUUGUUGGAUUUUACCACGGUGUGGACCAGUGGCGGUAUUUCCGACAAGGAGGCUGAUCAGGUUUAUAAGAUCAGUAAUAACUUCCUUAAAAAAAGGAUUAAUGAAUAUGAGCAGUGGAACUGGUUUCUGCGCACACUGAUCCACAUUGAAAGCAAUGAAGAAGAAAAACUCUUGCUGCCCUGGCUGGAGGAUCUCGAACAGCUCUCUGACAAAGAAAAAUCCAGCACUACAUCAGAUUAUCUGCGCACCAGCUACCAGAUGUUUUACAACCUGGUAAUGUUUGAUGACGGCCGUAUUACCUGGCGCCUGGCCAGCGGUGGCUAUACGUUUAGUUUUGACGGUGAGCCGGUAUUUGAUUUUGAUGGUGUGGAUAUUUGGGGAAAAUACAAGGGCGACAGCACCCGUAUUGAAGGUACCGUGGCGCGCUUUUACCCACGCAAAUAUUUAGUAGAAGGCAACGGAGGGUAUGUAUACUUUGUACGGGCCGGUUUAAGUGAAGACUCGGCUUAUGCGGAGCUUUCUGAUUACCGGAUCAACGUUACCAAAACCGAUUUUCAGGCCGACAGUGUAAAACUCACCACCCUUAUUUUCCUGAAAGAACCUACUAUGGGCUUUUUCGAGGAAAAGCUCACCAGUGUAGGGGGACGUGGAGGAGGUACCUUUCCCCGUUUUACCUCUUACAAUCAGAACAUUGUGAUCAAAGACAUUGUGCCGGGGGCUGAUUUUGAAGGUGGUUUUGCCGUGAUUGGUUCUAAAUUUUAUGGCGGAGGCUCUGACUCUGUACCUGCGCGUUUCAGCUUCAAUUAUAAAGAUCAGAAGAUCAUUUCUACCGAAGCUGAUCGUUUUUUGCUGCGCACCGACAAAAUUGAAAGUGAACAAGUAGCCCUUACCGUUAAGCUGGAUGAAGACAGCAUUUACCACCCCAAGGUAACCAUGCGCUACCUGGCUGAAACCGGUCAGCUGAAUAUUGUGCGCAAAGACGAAGGUCUUGGACAAACCCCUUUUUCCGACUCCUAUCAUAAUAUGGAUAUGGCUUUUGAGGUGCUCACCUGGAAUAAUGGUGACCCGCAAAUGAAAUUGGGUAACCUGAACCUGGGUACCGAGACUCCGGUGAUUUUUGAGUCUAAGAAUUAUUACCGCGGAAACCGAUUUGACCAGUUGCGGGGCCUGAAUGACCGCAGCCCGCUCUACCAGCUUCGUGAUAUGGUGAACGCCUACAAUAAGGAAACGUUUACCAAUGAAGAGGUGUCCCGCUUUAUGCGCAUGGAUAGUCGUAACGCCCACAUCUUCAUGAUGCAGAUGUCCGUAUUUGGUUUUGUGCAGUACGACCUGGAUUCAAAAACAGGAACGGUACAGGACAAGGUGUUUAACUACAUCGCCAAUUACGAGAAAAAACGGGAUUAUGACGUAAUUCAGUUUGUAUCCAACCUCUCCCAGGGCAAUAAUGCCACCAUCAGCCUUGAAGAUUACGAUAUGGAGAUCAAUGGUAUCAAUACCAUUGCCCUUAGUGAUUCACAGAAAGUACGCCUCUUUCCCUAUGACAAUAAGAUUGUGGUGCAUAAGGGCCUCAACUUUGAUUUUGACGGUAAGGUGGUAGCCGGGCGUUUCAGUUAUUGGGGAGAACUCUUUGAAUUCAAUUACGAUGACUUCCGUAUCAAUAUGGAGAAUGUAGACUCUAUGCGCUUUAAGGUAGAGAGUUUUGAAACCAACCGUUUAGGGCAACGCUCACUGGUAGACGUAAAAACCGUAUUGCAGGAGCUUACCGGAGAGCUGCUGAUUGAUGAGCCGCAGAAUAAAAGUGGUCAGCAGACCUAUGACCAGUAUCCUAUUUUCCGCAGUGCCAAGGACUCCUACAUCUACUACGACAGAAAAGAUAUUUUUAGUGGAGUGUAUAACCGCGAAGAAUUUUUUGUGCGGCUGGAACCCUUUGAGAUUGACAGCCUGGACAAUAUUACCACCCAGGGUCUGAAGUUUGAGGGCACCUUUACCAGUGCCGGUAUUUUCCCCGAUUUACAGCAAACCAUUAAAGUACAACCCGAUUACUCCCUUGGUUUUACUACCGAAACGCCUCCCAAUGGCCUGGCGGCCUACGGGGGUAAAGGCACCUUUACCAGUAAGCUCAGCCUGAGUAAUAAAGGCUUGCGUGGUGAUGGACGUAUUGAUUACCUGAACUCGGUGGCCAAUUCCGAAGAGUUUUUCUUCUUUCCGGAAAAAGGAGACUUUUACCUGAACGAUCCGGCUGAUUACUUCAGCUUCCCCGCCAAUAAAUACAUCUGCUAUAUGGACUAUGCCCAAUGGCAGAUCCCGCAAAAAGCGGUUGACGUGAAAAAACAGGGAGCCGAAGCGUCUUCAGAAAUGGUGUCUGUGCACCCGCGUCAGGAUUCGCUGCGCUUCCAGGCCGGGUACACCAAGUUUUACCUGGAAAGCUCCUUGCUCAAAUCCUUUAAGGUACCCAACAUAAACGUGGCUGACGCCAGCAUAUUCCCCGAUACCGGCUAUGUGGAAAUUGAGCAGAACGCGAAAAUGCGUACGCUCACCAAUGCCGCUAUUACCGCUAACCGCACUACCGAAUUCCAUAAGUUUUACGGCUUGCAGGCCGACAGAAAGGCACUGGCCUUUGACGGCUACACCCACAUUGAAUCCAAUUGCGAGGCUGUUACCACAGACUGGUUUAAUUUUGAGUCUGUUGUAGACCCGGAUAAUAUUAUCAUUGACUUGCCCUACGUAGAUCCUGAUGAUAAGACCAAAAACCUGAAUAACGGGGUAUUUCUGGCUUCCGAUACCAUCAGUGGGUAUGCCGCCUUCCUCAGCAAGCGUGUGUCAGCCGCAGAUAAGGAAAUGUUCUUUGCCAAUGGCAAGCUCUAUUAUGAAGAAUCACUUGGUGCUUACGUUAUCGUAAACGCAGAAAAACUGGACGACCCAACCGCCCCUGGUAACUACCUGUCCUUUAAUAAUACAGCCUGCGAGAUGCACGGUGAAGGCGCUAUGAGCAUUGGGGAUGACCGCAGCCAGAUGAACAUCAACAGCUGGGGUAAUAUUGAUUACAAUCUGGAAACGGACGAUAUGGUGCUCGACAUGGUGCUGGGUUUGGAUUUCUUCUUUAGUGAUGAUGUGCUCAAAGAGAUGGCUUCCAUCAUUAAUAAGGUAACCCUGCUGGAAGGAACCGAUCUCAACCGCAAGGCUUUCCAGGUGUCGGCUGAUGAGCUGCUGAAGCCCAAGGAUAAAAAGAAAUUCUUUGAUGCCAUUGCCAAUUACGGGGCCCCGGAAGAGUUUCCUGAUGAAUACGAGAAUACGGUUUUACUUACCGAUAUAACCCUGGAAUGGGUGCCGGAAGCCAUAUCCUUCCUGUCCAGUGGUGAUAUUGGGGUGGGCGCCCUGGGCAAAUACCCGGUAAACAAAAAGAUGAAGGGCCUCAUGGAGAUCCAGCGCAAGCGCAGGGGCGAUGAAGUAUACCUCUACCUGGAGGUAGACCGCAGCACCUAUUUCUACUUUGAAUACAAACGGAACCAAUUGGUGUUUUACACCAGUGAAGAGCCGCUUAUGGACCUGAUCAAAGAACUGGAUCUGAAAAAACGCAGGGAAGAGGUAAAAGGUAAGCCACCCUUUACCUAUACCAUCGGUACCCGGGGUAAGAUGGCUGCGGUAUUCCUUAAAAAGGAACUGAGCAAGCUGAUAGAUCGCCCUAUGUUUGCGCCUCACAUCACCACCAUAGAGGAUUUUUUACUGGAAAACCUGGAAUGGCAGCAGGAGGAAAAUGCCAACCUGAUCUUUAAACUGUACCAUAAUUAUCAAGAGCUGCCGCUGGAAAAGAAAGACAGCUUUUCCGACUUUGUAAAAUGGGCGCCCACGCUGCUGGCCGAUUUUAAUGAGCUGGACCGCCACCUGGUACAAGCCAAAGACCUCUUUGGCUACCUGGCGGAUGUAAAACGGAUAGAGCAGUGGGACCUUACACCCGGUGAAACCGCGGAUACCCCUAUGGUGCGGGAGUACCUGCACUUUUGGGAAAACCUGCCUGCCCUCUACCACAACUUUACCACACAACUCAGGGAAGCAAAGCGGGUAUAUCAAGGGUUGGCCUAUCGUGAGAUGGCGUUGCGUAUGGCCGACAAGAUACCUGAAAUUCAGCAGCGUUACAGCCAGCUUUACUUUGCUGGUUUCAGCGCCCUUAACCAGGCUGAGGAAAGCAUCUUCCUGCAAUUGUAUGAAGCGGAUCUGGCGGAAUUCUACUGGGAUAUUGACCGUUACUACUAUAAGGAUGAAAUGCACGAAGCCGGCAAGUUCCUGCGGCAAAGCAAGCUCCUGAAACGCAUUAAAGAAGAUGAUCGCCUGCAUUGGCUGGAAGACAACCUGGCUCAGCAACCCAAAAAGAUUACCGUAAAGGCGGUAUCCGGCAAUACCCUGCAAAUGAUGACCGCCAACGCCAGCAUUGUAGAAUACCUGGAUGGAAAUCUGGAAGACAUUGCCCUGGUAAUGGCUGAUGAGAGCCUGCUUCAAACCUUUCUGAACCACCUGGCGGAGCCCAUUGAAAAGCUCAAUGUAACCAUGGGGCUGCCCAUGAAGAAUGCUUCCAUUUCCGGUUUCUUCCGUAUUAUCUGGGAGAUGCAGACGCAUUAUGAGAGCAAGGCGGUAAAAGACCGUAACGGGAACCCUGCUUUUUACCACCAGAAGUGGAACGAUCUGCUGGCGCAUCCGCUUUGGGCGCGUAUUCACCCGGAACCUGAACAUAUUGAACGGUGGCGCACCCGGAUCCGUGAACAGAAUAAAGUGUUUAUUGCUGCGGCUGAGCUGGAACAGUGGACGGAGGAGCAACUACCUGCUGAGGUAAAAGCCCUCUUUGCCGAUUACCGCCAAAAACCCGAACAAUUUUGCAAUGCCGUAGCUCGCUUUUGCGAAUGGCUAAAGGAGCGCCUGGAAGACCGGAGCUUUAACGUACACAUACUCUUUUCCUUUUUCAAACUCUUCCGGCAGCUGGCCAAUCUUUUUACGGCUCAUGAUGUAGCCACCGACCUGAAAACGGCUCACCACUUUUACCGCGAACUCCUCGCCACCGAAACCAUUGACUUACGCGGGGAGCCGCUUAGCGGAUUGCAGGUAAUGGGAAUGCUGGAAACCCGUACCCUUGAUUUCCGAAACCUGGUGCUUACCAGUAUUAAUGAAGACAUACUACCCAAAGGGCGCAGCCAGAACAGUUUUAUUCCCUUUGAUAUCAAAACCAAAUUUGGCCUGCCCACCUACCUGGAUAAGGACGCCAUUUUUGCCUAUCACUUUUACCGCCUGCUGCAAAGGGCUGAGAAUAUUACUCUCAUUUACAACAGUCAGAACAGUGGUUUGGGAGGAGGAGAGCCCAGCCGUUUUAUAGCGCAGCUGGAAUACGAACUGAUCCGUAUGAACCCCAACAUUCAGUGGGAGCGCCAAACCAUUUCAGGCCGGGUACGCCUGGAGCGCGAAAAGGAAAAGGUGGUGGAAAAGAGCGAGGCUGUUAUGGAGCGGCUCAGGCAAAUGGCGAGCAGGGGCAUAUCACCCACCGCACUCAUUGAUUACGUGAACAAUCCCCUCCAUUUUUAUUAUCGCAGAGUAUUGGGUAUUGACGAUGCCGAUGAGGUGGAAGAGGUGAUCGGGUACAACACCCAGGGUUCUGUGCUGCACGAGAUACUGGAAGAUUAUUAUUCUGAGAAUGAAGACCGUGCACAGGGGCCGGUACAAAAGCUGAACACUGAGCUACCCGCCUUCCAGCGUAAGGAAGCAGAAUUGCGCAAAGAAGUGGUGAAACGCCUGCGGGAAAUGGGUUUGCCCGAACUCAAUAAAGGCAAGAAUCUGCUGAUCCGCGAAGCGCUUACCAGUAUGCUGCGCAACUUUUUGAACAGCGAGAAAAUGCAACUUAAAGCAGCUGAAGAACGGGGAGAACACGUAGAGAUCAUAGCCCUGGAAAAAGAACUGACGGCCCACCUCACGUUAAGCAGCGGACAAGUGGUAAAAAUGCGUGGUAUUGCGGACCGUAUUGACCGCUGGAACCGGGAGGUCCGUGUAACGGAUUACAAGAGCGGAGGCGUGGAAGCCCGCGACCUGAAGUUCUAUACCAUGGACGAGCUCAGGCAACCGGAAACGAAAAACAAGUCUUUACAAUUGAUGACUUAUGCAUAUCUCUUCCUGAAGAACAAUCCCGGAGUGGAGCACGUAGGUACGGUAACCGAUCAGAACUCCGGCAACGUUCUUCCGGGGGUGGUGAUCAGCAUUGAGCGCAACGGGCAGGUGAUCCACUCCAUUGAAACCGAUGGACAGGGUAGUUUUAACCUCAGCUAUGAAGCUCCCUACGUACGUUCCGAUGAAUUAAAGGUGAGCAUUUUCAAGAAGGGCUAUAAGGUACUGAAGAUGAAAACCCUCCAAUGCGAGAAGGAUGAACUGCUCAUCCAGCUGGAGAAAAAGCCUAAGUUUGUUCCGCUUAUCCUGCCCGGUGUGCGCGGAGCCACCAAUUCGGUGUUGCAGCUUAGUGCAGAUGAAAAGCAAAGAGGCGUAGCCACCCAUUCCUCCGGCAACCACGGGCAGUCGCUGGCCUGGGCCGCCCGUGAGGCAGGCGUGCCCGCCUGGAUUGUGAUGCCCUCCAAUGCCCCGCAGGUAAAAAAGAAUGCCGUAAAAGCCUACGGUGCCACCGUAGUAGAAUGCACGCCUACCCUGGAAGCGCGCGAAAGCACGCUCCGAAAAGUGCAGGAUGAAACCGGGGCCGUUUUCAUACCGCCCUAUAAUGCCAUCCGCACCAUUGAGGGGCAGGCUACCUGCGCCAAAGAACUGCACCAGCAGAUCUCCGG
This is a messenger RNA of Symbiodinium pilosum, 8870 nucleotides long. The record is from the annotation of a GenBank genome assembly. NCBI's taxonomy places the organism in Eukaryota, Dinophyceae, Suessiales, Symbiodiniaceae.